This is a messenger RNA of Schistosoma intercalatum, 754 nucleotides long. Lineage: Eukaryota; Metazoa; Platyhelminthes; Trematoda; Strigeidida; Schistosomatidae. The record is from the annotation of a GenBank genome assembly.
UGGUACUAAGCAAACUUCUAACGCUGAUUCAUUUUGAUACUAUAAUUACAUAUGUAUCUUACAGGUCGGUAUUUUACUCACAGGACUUAAGUACAAUACGUAACGUGCAGCAGGAAAUAUGCUUUCUGGAAUUAUCUUGUGCAGGAGAAUGUUCAAAUAUGCUUCAACCAUCCAAGUCUGCAAUAGACAUGUAAGAGUUCAAUGGUGGCCGACGUUGGAAAAUCCAUGGGUCGAAGACUCUUUGACUGAUGAUGAUCUACUGAAGAGAAAACCAGUGGAUUAUGAGAUUAGUCAAGCAGAAUAUGUAUGGGUAGAAAAAAUUUUGAAGAACACUAAAAUCCCGUUUCCUAAAAAUAUUGUGGCUCCUACUCCUAGUGGCUGGAUACCCCCAAUCCCUGAACUAUCAAAGGAUGUACCCUAUUCUGUCCGAAGGUCGAAAAAUCACAUGCUACCUGUUUAUUACACAGAGAAACAGAGAAAGAAAAAAGAGCAUACACAUGGGACUCGACAGCUGACAGUCAUUAGGCAUGUUGAUGGAGAUAUGCAAGCUCUGGCUGAUGAUCUCCGGACGCUUCUUCAACCGAAAUGCGAAGCUGGGUUGUUUCUUUGCCAAGUAGAUGAAGUAACACGUUGUAUAAAAAUUGAAGGGUUAUUCCAAGAAGAGGUAGCUAAAUUUCUUCUUAGUAAGGGGUUUUGAGAGUUGUACAAAAGUAAUCAUGUAUAUACUAAAUAAACAAUGUUCUCGCUAUACAAA